Molecule: messenger RNA, 1723 nt
Organism: Coffea arabica (coffee)
Lineage: Eukaryota; Viridiplantae; Streptophyta; Magnoliopsida; Gentianales; Rubiaceae
Product: apyrase
Biological process (GO): nucleoside diphosphate catabolic process
Cellular component (GO): membrane
Molecular function (GO): nucleoside diphosphate phosphatase activity
Source: RefSeq, a predicted model, not a curated record
AUAUACAUUCAUGUGAUCUUUUACUCGUACAGUAUGAGCUUCUAAGCUACCCUUAUCCUUCAUUUCGCCAACAAUAUGUUAAGAGAUAUAACUGUAUAAGGAGAAUAGCAUUGAGAAACAGUUUUGUCAAAAGAUUGAUUGAAAAUAGUGGAAAAUGCUGAAGCAACACCUUAUUGCCUUCGUUUUUGUCUCUUGCAUGCCAUUCCUCCAAACCAUUUACUCUCAAUCACUCAGCAGUAAGUUGUCCAACGGUGUACUCCUCAGCAAUGAUGCGUCAGGGAAGUAUGCAGUCAUAAUUGAUGCUGGAAGUACUGGCAGCAGAGUCCACGUCUUGCACUUUGAUAGAAACUUGGAUUUGGUUCAAAUUGGCCAAGAUUUUGAGUUUUUUGAAGCGAUAAAACCAGGGCUGAGUUCAUAUGCAGAUGACCCUGAAGCUGCUGCACAAUCUCUUAAGCCCUUGCUUGAAAAAGCUGAAGCAAUUGUCCCAAAAGAAUUUCGUGCUAAUACUCCUGUUAAAGUUGGGGCAACUGCAGGUCUUAGACUGUUGAAAGGUGACUCCUCAGAAAAGAUUUUGCAAGCGGUAAGAGAUUUGUUGAAGAAUGAAAGUUCACUCAAGUACAAGGCAGAGUGGGUGACAAUUCUUGAAGGUUCACAGGAAGCUGCCUACAUAUGGGCUGCCAUAAAUUAUCUGUUGGGAACAGCAGGCAAAAAAUACUCAGAAACUGUUGGCACAAUUGAUCUUGGUGGUGGAUCAGUACAGAUGACAUAUGCUGUGUCAAAGGAAGUAGCUCUAAAGGCCUCCAAGCUGUCCAAUGGGAAAGAAACAUAUAUUCAGGAAAAGAAUCUUCUGGGAACUACAUAUCACCUUUAUGCUUACAGUUACCUGAACUAUGGUUUACUAGCUGCUCGUGCUGAGAUUCUGAAGGUUUCAAGAAACUCGAGUCAUCCAUGCAUACUCUAUGGUUACCAUGGAUACUAUACCUACGGAGAUGUUGCCUAUAGAGCUUCAGCUUUUCCGACUGGUCCAAACAUGAAGAAAUGCAGGGCAUUUGUUCUGAAGGCACUUAAGAUCAAUGCCCCCUGCAAGCACAAGAAAUGCACGUUCAACGGUGUCUGGAAUGGCGGUGGUGGAGAUGGACAGAAGAAUCUGUAUGUCGCAUCAUUCUUCUAUGACAGGGCUUCUCAGGUUGGUGUUAUCAAGACAAAUGUACCUUCUGCUACUGCUCGUCCGCUGCAUUUCUUGAGUGCAGCCAAGCGUGCUUGCAGGACAAAGUAUAAAGAUAUCAAAUCUGUAUUUCCAAACAUCAAUGAAAGUGAUAGGCCAUUCACAUGUUUGGAUCUAGUUUAUGAGUACUCAUUGCUUGUUAAUGGAUUUGGUCUGAAUCCUUUCAAAAAGAUUACACUGGUGAAAAAAAUCAAAUACAAAGAUUCCCUUCUUGAAACAGCUUGGCCACUGGGAUCUGCCAUUGAUGCUGUUUCAUCACAAAAUUGAAAGCAAAGAUUCGGAGACCUGACUGGAAAUUUCAGCUGACAAAGUCAAAGCAUGCUAGAUUUGGAGCAAGAAAUGAGUACUCUCUUGAUGACUUGAUGUACUUGGGGCCCAUGACCGAGCAAGAUAGAGUAAAGGGAAUCUGGCGACAUGUUUCUUCGUUGAUUCUUUGACAUUAACAUGUCUAUCUAGCAUGAUUUCUUUUCGUGUUAAUCACAAACACCCCCACCCCCC